CUUGUUGAAAGAGAGAGCACAUUGCGAAAAUGAUUACACUUCACCACUUGUUAGCAUCCAGAUCGUUUCGCAUCGUUUGGUUGCUUGAGGAAAUCGCGGUUCCUUUUGAGUUGAAGCAAUAUGCACGUGUUGAUGGAAGAGCUCCCCAGGAGUUUAAGAAGCUGUCGCCGUUAGGAAAGAGUCCAGUGUUGACGGAUGGCGACUUGACACUGUUUGAGAGCGGUGCUAUUGUCGAGUACCUUGUUCGCAAGUAUGCCAGACAGAUGAAGCCGAGUGAAGGAGAGGAGAAGGCACUCCUUCAAUACGAUUAUUGGAUGCACGACAGUGAAGGCAGUAUGAUGCCUUUCCUCUGGGCCGUUUUCUUUUUGGACACUGGUGCCCAGAAGACACCAUUCUUUAUGCGUUUUAUCAUCGACCUUUUCGUCAAAGGAAUUCGUUCGCAGUACCUGGACCCGGAAAUCCAAAGUAUGUUCAAGUACACUGAUGACCACUUGGCAAAGAACACCUACUUUGCUGGAGACAACCUCAGUGGCGCGGACAUCAUGAUGAGCUUCCCGCUCACAGUCGCGUACAAGAGAAAGGGCAGCGAGUUUGAGGGCAAGUACCUACACAUCGAACGCUGGCUGCGUUUAAUAGAGGGCAGACCAGCGUACCAGGCCGCACUCGCCAAGGUUGAGGACAAGGACCAGUUUGAGCUUAACCUUCCCAGCCACUAACGGUUUGACGUAAGUGUUGCUAGAAUGGCACAUGAUCUUGGCUAAGAAAUUAAUGAAGAUAUCAUGACGGUUUCACAUCUACCAGGUAAAUUUUAAAUUGCGUUUAAAGUAAGCAUGUAUGCACCAAAAAAUAAAAACCAAAAAAUUUAUUUAUGUUUAAAUGUACGAGCAACAACCCAACAACGUCCCACCUGAGACGUCGACCGGGACAGCUACUCAGUCAUCUCUGUGGACGGAACGGAUGCAUCUUCUAAGCCAUUCGGCUCCGAUCAUCAUACUUGACCACAGUUUGAUUUUAAUUACUUAUAUAACAAAGUAAGUUAAAACCGCUACUGAUGAUGGUUUUUAGGGUAGCUUCUUGUGUCAAUUUAUACUAAAUUGCGAGGGUAA
This is a messenger RNA of Schizosaccharomyces japonicus yFS275, 1106 nucleotides long. Its product is annotated as glutathione S-transferase Gst3. NCBI's taxonomy places the organism in Eukaryota, Fungi, Ascomycota, Schizosaccharomycetes, Schizosaccharomycetales, Schizosaccharomycetaceae. Gene Ontology annotation, molecular function: glutathione peroxidase activity; glutathione transferase activity. The coding region runs from base 30 to 716 and encodes 228 amino acids. Gene Ontology annotation, biological process: cellular oxidant detoxification. The record is from RefSeq and is a predicted model, not a curated record. Gene Ontology annotation, cellular component: cytoplasm. The transcript has a single exon.